Messenger RNA from Prorocentrum cordatum, 3474 nucleotides. Lineage: Eukaryota; Dinophyceae; Prorocentrales; Prorocentraceae. The record is from the annotation of a GenBank genome assembly.
AUGGCGUCCGACCCCUUCCCCCUGGUGCUGCCCUCCAACUUCUUCGAGGAGACCAGCCGAGAGCGCCCGGCGGGCCGCCGGGCCGCUCGCCGACGUGCCAAGCGGGAUUGGACGCGGAGGGCGACGGAGGACAUCUUCUCGAGCCUGAACGCGCUGGCCUCCGCACGAGCGUCACACACCCCCCAGCCUGGGCGGGUGCGCCAGACUUCCACGCUGACUCCCUCGCAGGAGUCCGUGUUAGACCGUGUGGUUCGAUCGGUUGCUCGGCAUGGCCAGCCGCCGGCGGACUUCCGGCCGCGAGAGGCUUUCCAGGAGCUUCUCAAGUCCAGCAACAUCUACUCCGAGGAGGGUCGGCUCACCGUCCGGCCCUUCGACCAGGACAAGGUUCCCCUCUUGCUGGGCUCCGUGGAGCCUCGGGAGGCGCUCGACCUCGUCCUCGAUCCCGUUCGACAAGUUUUGAUGGAGCCGAGCUGGUUCCUGGAGCGUCACUCCGACGAAUUGGCGGACGAGCCCCAUGUCGAGCCGCACUGGGACCCCCUCCUGAACCCGAGGUUUCAUCGGUUACCCCCCCAGACCAGCAUGGCGUCGGUCGAGGCCCUCGCAGCAGUGCAAGUGGGGACCGACUGGCGGCAGCGCUGCACGGUGAGCUCGGACGAGGCCGCCCUGUACGCGGCUACGGUCGACUUGAAGGACGGCUUCCACCAGUUCAAGAUCCCGCACCUGUCCGAGCGGUUCGUGUUCGACAUGCCCGGCGUCCACGCGAUGGACUUCGGCGUGCAGCAGGUCUACGACGGCGACGUCGGGUCCUUCGUCAGCGUGGCCCCGGAGGACUACGUGUGGCCCGCCUACGGCGGGCUGGCGAUGGGUUGGUCCUGGGCUCUUUGGAUCUGCCACGAGACGCUCGCACAUGUGAUGAAGACUUCGGCGGGCCCGAGCGACGCCACGGUGCUAGACAAGGUUCCAGCGGCACGCUUGCGGCCCGGCAUGGUGGGCGACUUCCCGUACGUAGACAACGCCAACGUCAUCGGGCUCGAGCGCGAGGUCGCACAGGCCCGGAUCGACCGCGUGACGAAGGCCCUCGACCUGCUCGGGCUGAAGUGGCACGAGAAGCAGGGCGCGGGGGUCGAGGUGGAGAUCCCGGGGGUCAUCGUGGACGGCGUGCAGGGCCUGGUUCGCCCCAAGCCGAAGCGGCUGUGGCGGCUGUGCAGUGGCAUGACCUUCCUCCUGAAGUGGGGGAAGGCCGCGGGCUGGCAGGUGCGCGCGGUCCUGGGCCACUUGGUGUCUUUCUUCCAGCUGCUCAGGCCCGGGCUCUCAGUCUUUCGUGUCCUCUACGACUUCGUUCAGGAGGACCUCGGAGAGGUCCGCGAGCUGCCGACGGCGGCGCUGCAGGAGCUGCGGAUAGCCCAGUCGAUCCUCUUCAUGGCCGCCGGCCGCUGGGGAUUGCCAGCCUGCCCCGUCGCGUUCGUGACGGACGCCUCCAUGAAGAGCUACGCGCUGCUGGAGACCGACAUCUCGGCGGACGAGGUUCACGAUCUCAGCCGCUUCCGGGGGCGGGCCAGGUUCAGCAGGCGAGAGAAGUUCGUGGAACGGGAGCACGACGGCUUCCGGGGCUCGCUCGCGAUCGGCGACGCUGGCGGGGUUUGGUGGGACGGCCUGCUCGAGAGAGCCAGGCCGCGCGGCCCAGUGCCGGAGCGGAGUCGGGUCGAGGUCGACUCGGGGUGGCGGCCGCCGCCCUUGCCCGACGACUUCGUGGACCCGAAGCGCUGGGGGCUGGUCGUAGCCGGCGCCUGGCGCGACGCCAGCCGCAUCCGCGACAACGAGGCGCGCUGCGGGCUGAUGGGCCUGGCGCGGGCGGCCAGCUACGCACCGUACCACGACGCGGAGCUGCUCUCGGCCGGGGACAACUUGGGCUCCGUCCUGGCCUUCGAGAAGGGCCGGGCGGCGAACAGGGAGCUCCUCGCCCAGUGCCGGCGGGCGGCCGCGUUGCAGCUGGCCACCAGCAUCGUGCGGCGGCAGCGCCACGUCGAGGGCGCGCGGAACGCAGCGGACUACAUGAGCCGCGCCGCGGACCGCGGUCUGCUGCAGCCUGGCCAGGGGUACAUGACGGGGGCCGUCCUGGAGGCGGGGCUCCGCGUGGGGAUCCCCAUGGACCUCCAGAAGGGCUCGCACUUCGACACCACGGACCCGAAGGUCCAGAAGGUCAUCAUCAGGUGGAUCCGUUCCGGCGCCGUUUGGCUCAUGCGCCUCGCGACCCCGUGCACACGGUGGUCUGUUGCGCGGUCCUCUGGCACUGCAGAACCCGCGGGGGGCUCGGCCGCGGCGCGAUUCACGGUGCGCCAGAUCCAGGAGUGCCGGCGGGCAGGAGUCCACUUCACGCUCGAGAACCCUCAGCGGUCGCGUCUCUGGACGCGGAGGCCCUUGGCGAGAGCACUCAGGUCAGCUGGGGCGACCCUCGUCGACCUGUGCCAGCGCCGCUUCGGGACGCCCUUCCAGAACCCGACCAGGUUUGCCGCGCCCCACCCUCUGUUCACCACGCUGCACCGCGAGUGCAAGUGCCGACGCCACUGCGAGGUGCUGCAGGGGAAGGUGUUCGUGAGAGGCCGCUGGGAGUGGAAGACGAGCCUGGCUGCCGCGUAUCCGCCGGGCUUGUGCCGCGCCUAUGCCGGCGUCGCCCAGCACCUGGCGCCCGCGGCGGCCGCCCGGCCCGACGGAGAGGCCGAGCUCGAGCGCCGCCGGGAGCGCCAGCUGGCAGUACCGGCUGCCCUGGCGAGAGGCGCUGGGACUAGGGCGGGGCGCCGCGGCGGGCAGGCGCGGGCCGAGCCGCUGGAGCAUGCGCCAGGCUUCCUGCGGCGCUCCACCGCGCGGUCGGCGACAGCUGCCCGCAACUCGAGCUGCGUGCAGGAGCUCGACCAGUUCGUCGGGGACAACGGCGGGAGCCUCUCGGAUCCGCACGCCGCGGACGCCACCCUGGAGCGCUCCUUCGAGUCGCUCUUACUCGGCGGCGAGGCCAAGGCCAAUGCCCGCUGUUGCCUCCACGGACUCGCCCGGCAGCGCGGCUGGGCCACCAAGGGCGGCGCCUUACCACGGGCCAAGCAGCCCAUCCCGUCCAAGACCAACACCUUCGACGACACCGUCUUCCUCGGCAGCGUCGCCAAGGGCCAGGCCUUCGUGGGCGACAUCCUGAGCAUCUUGAUGUCCCGCGCAGGCCAAGAUAAGUUUUUCGGCGGUCUCACGCUUGCCAGGCUCGAGGCGGUCGCGAAGACGACCUGCCGACGUUUGCAGUUGCCCGUGACCUUCACGCCACAUUGCCUGCGGCAUGGAGGUGCCAGCCGGGACGCACUUGAGAAGUUCGAGGAUCUUCGCUCGAACCAGCGCCGAGGCCGCUGGAAAGCUCGGGAGUCCGUCCGUCGGCACGAGAAGGCGGGCACCCUGCUGCGAGUAAGAUCUAAGUUUGCAGUCUUUCCUGGCGCGUAG